AUGGUAACCCACAAUAAGAUGUUGAAAACUCAAAUUUCCUUAGUAGCACAACAACAAGCCGCUCAUCCUACACCAGGAGGAUCAUUUCCUGGAAAACCUCAACCUAACCCUAAAGGCCAUGCUAAUUCUAUUGCAUUGCGAAGCAGAACCGCGUAUGAUGGACCUAUAAAUCCUAGGUUGAAUAAGUAUUUACCAAGAAACAACAAGCCAGAGCCACCAAAAGGAAACAUUGUGACUACACCUGAAAAACAAGUAGUAGAGGAACCUGUAGAUCCAGAGAAACAAAGAGCGGGAGAAAUUAAAGACACCCAAUAUAAGAAAUUAAAGACACUUGAUAAAGCAUAUGUACCACCCCCCACCUAUAAACCCCAAAUUCCAUACCCUCAAAGGCUUAAGCAAACCAAAGACACCCAAUAUAAGAAGUUUGAGAAAGUAAUUGAAAAACUUCAUGUCGAAAUUCCCUUCACUGAGGCUAUUACCCAACGCAAACUUGAAGAUCCUAAACCCUUUAAAUGCAACACAAUUGUUGAGAACAAAUUAGCCAUUAAGCAGAGAGAUUCUAGAAGCUUAUUUAUACCGCGUGUUCUAGUAAGUCAUGUUAUCGAUAAAGCACUACUUGACUUAGGCGCAAGUGUGAGUUUGAUGCCUUUAGCUGUUUGCAAUAGGUUAAACCUAAGAGAUAUGCAACCAACUAGGAUGUCCCUUCAACUGGGCGAUCGAUCAAUUAAGUACCCAAUCGUUAUAUUAAAAGAUAUUCAAGUUAGGAUUGGUCAACUUUAUAUUCCAACAUACUUUGUCAUAACGGAAAUUAAAGAAGACGAAGACAUCCCUAUUCUUUUAGGUAGACCAUUCUUAUCAACUGAUGGAGCCAUGAUAGUUGUCAAAAGAGGAAAAUGA
Molecule: messenger RNA, 897 nt
Organism: Vicia villosa (hairy vetch)
Lineage: Eukaryota; Viridiplantae; Streptophyta; Magnoliopsida; Fabales; Fabaceae
Exons: 1
Coding region: 1-897 (298 amino acids)
Source: RefSeq, a predicted model, not a curated record